UCCCACAAACAUCCCCCAAAGUCUUCCUACCGCCCAAAUCAACCAUCUCAUCGAUCGAGCCACCCUUUCUCUCCACCUCUCCUCGUCGAUAAGCAAAUCCACACCCUUACGCUCUCCUCCACAAACCCAAUCCCUUUUUAACCCUCACUCCCUUCCUCGCUGCCUCCUUGCUUCUUCUCUUCAUCUUUCUCCAGCGCUCGCCAUCCAUGGCUUCCACCGCCGCCGCCUCCCUCUCCCUCCUCCCAACCUCCUCGUACCGACGGCGUGUGGUGGCGGCGUCUGCCUCCGCCGCGGCCUGUCUUCGACCUGGGCUCCGACGGAUGGGUUUCGCCUUCGCGGCGGGUGAUCGUUUGCUGACCGCUCACGUUGCCGACAGGAUCCUGGCGGUGGCUGGGAGGAGCGGGAGAGGGAUUCGUGGAGUGGUGUCGAUGGCUAAGAAGAGCGUUGGUGACCUCACUGUGGCUGACCUCAAGGGGAAGAAGGUGUUCGUCCGAGCGGAUCUGAAUGUGCCCCUCGAUGAGGACCGUAACAUCACAGAUGAUACUAGGAUACGUGCGGCUGUGCCGACCAUCCAGCACUUGAUCAGCAAAGGGGCCAAAGUCAUACUCUCCAGCCAUCUGGGACGUCCAAAGGGUGUCACGCCAAAAUUUAGCUUGGCCCCUAUAGUGCCUAGGCUUUCUGAACUUCUUGGAAUCAAGGUUGAGAAAGCUGAUGAUUGCAUUGGUCCAGAAGUUGAGAAAUUGGUCAAUGCACUUCCUGAAGGUGGUGUUCUACUUCUUGAAAAUGUAAGAUUCUACAAAGAAGAAGAGAAAAAUGAACCUGAAUUCGCCAAGAAGCUGGCAGCACUAGCAGAUCUCUAUGUAAAUGAUGCAUUUGGAACAGCACAUAGAGCACAUGCAUCAACGGAGGGGGUCACCAAGUUCUUGAAGCCCUCUGUCUCUGGUUUUCUACUGCAAAAGGAACUUGAUUAUCUUGUAGGUGCUGUUUCAAGCCCCAACAGACCUUUUGCAGCAAUUGUAGGUGGUUCAAAAGUGUCAUCUAAGAUUGGAGUAAUUGAAUCACUGUUAGAGAAAUGUGAUAUUCUUCUUUUGGGUGGAGGAAUGAUAUUCACAUUUUACAAAGCACAAGGCUUCUCAGUGGGUUCUUCUUUGGUAGAGGAUGACAAACUUGAGCUUGCAAAAACUCUUAUUGCAAAAGCCAAAGCCAAAGGUGUCUCUCUUUUGUUGCCAACUGAUGUUGUUGUGGCUGAUAAGUUUGCACCCGAUGCAGACAGCAAGGUUGUGCCAGCAUCUGAAAUUCCUGAUGGUUGGAUGGGACUGGAUAUUGGCCCAGAUACAGUUAAGACAUUUAAUGAUGCACUGGAUACAACCAAGACGGUUAUUUGGAAUGGUCCAAUGGGAGUGUUUGAGUUUGACAAGUUUGCUUUUGGAACUGAGGCCAUUGCAAAGAAGUUAGCGGAGCUCAGUGGAAAAGGCGUGACGACAAUCAUUGGAGGUGGAGAUUCUGUUGCUGCGGUAGAGAAAGUUGGAGUAGCUGAUGUAAUGAGCCACAUAUCAACGGGUGGUGGGGCUAGCUUGGAGCUGUUGGAAGGAAAAGAGCUUCCAGGAGUUGUUGCAUUGGAUGAAGCAAUUGCUGUACCUGCAUGAACUUGAUGGCAGGUUAAGAUUUCUUUUGGAAUCUGAUUUACUUGUCAGAAACGAUGGCCUAAAUUCCAUUUAAGAGCUAUAUCAUUGUGAUGGCUCCUUUCUCUUGUUUCGUCCCUCCCAAGAGAACCCCUCAAGACUCGGAAGAGUUUCCUGCUGUAGAGUUUUUUUGCUAGUUAUAAGUGGAUCAUACCUUUUAAAUUGUCACAAGUUGCCUUUUAAACAGUGUUGGUGAAACAACCUGUUUAUUUUCAAGUCAGAUUCUCUUUGUACCUGAUUGUGAUAAUAAUAAUUGCUCUUUAAUC
Zingiber officinale is the source of this 1948-nucleotide messenger RNA. Its product is annotated as phosphoglycerate kinase, chloroplastic-like. The coding region runs from base 207 to 1646 and encodes 479 amino acids. Gene Ontology annotation, cellular component: cytosol. The transcript has 6 exons. The record is from RefSeq and is a predicted model, not a curated record. NCBI's taxonomy places the organism in Eukaryota, Viridiplantae, Streptophyta, Magnoliopsida, Zingiberales, Zingiberaceae. Gene Ontology annotation, biological process: gluconeogenesis; glycolytic process. Gene Ontology annotation, molecular function: ATP binding; phosphoglycerate kinase activity; ADP binding.